Molecule: messenger RNA, 387 nt
Organism: Melampsora larici-populina 98AG31
Lineage: Eukaryota; Fungi; Basidiomycota; Pucciniomycetes; Pucciniales; Melampsoraceae
Exons: 2
Coding region: 1-387 (128 amino acids)
Source: RefSeq, a predicted model, not a curated record
AUGUCUCGAAUUUCAUCAUACCUAUUCAUCAGUCUAACUAUCCUAUUAGUUUCUCUAGCCACCUUCAGUUUGGCAGCUAACACUGAUAGAUGUACAGUUUGUAUGUACGAUGGGACAACUUAUAACAAACCAGAUCCUGCUAAAGGUGCCAAUGAGUUGUGUAAUAAAGUUAAACAAAGUGGUUGUGUUUUUAAAAAUUGGUAUACACAUGAUAACGAUCCAAAUACAGGUGGUCAAAAAACUUAUUGUCGAUUUCAAUGUAAUGAUCCAAAAAGUGGUUGUAUUGGAUACAAGACUAAAGUCCAUAACGGUGGACCAGCAGAUCAAGCUCACGAAUCACUUUUCAGGACUGAUCACAUGGAUUGUGACAAAUGGCCCAUAAGCUAA